CCUUAGCGCCUUAGCCUAAUAUUGUGCUAAUUGAGUACUAUGGUGAGAGUAGAGUUUGCAGGACGCUCUGAGGCUUGCAUAUUCCUUUCAACUAUGGUGCAUUGAUGUGCUUUCGCCGCUGACUGACCUUGACAUUGUCCUACUGAUGCUAAUUGGUGAUCUAGCACUUGGUUUAAUCAAACUGGCGUCUAUCGUGCCGAACUGCCCUCAACCACAUGUAAAUACACGUGCAUGCAUGGCCUGAAACCUCAUCCUCUCCCUCCUCUCACCAGCCGCGAGCUUCAUCCAGUCCCCAUAUUUCUACCCUGCUAUCCACCCACCGCUCAGCCCAUCCUCUUUCCUCGUUAUUCCAUCAUCAUGCCCGGUAACUGGGACGGCAAAUAUAUCAGACUUGAACGUGAGUCCCACAUUACCUUCGUAUUCAUUUUGUGCAUCAUCCUCUUGCCCUAUCCGCAGGCUUUUACGUCUCUAUUAACGUCGAUUCGAGGAGGCGCUGGAAAUCACCCGUUCGAGUAUUAUCAUCCGACAAAUCAAAAGUGUUGGGCGACAUCGUGAUCUUGUAAAGUCUAUAACAACUUUCAGAUGCGAUUCGAGGACUGAUCAUCCGUUUGUAGGUCAUUACGCGAGGUGCCUGAAUUAUCGGUGGAGAUCAGGGUAUCCUAUGAGCUCGGUCGAAUGCUAGGCAAUGGGAAAGUCGUUGCAAAAUUAGAAAUGUCGUGGGAUGAGCUACUCGAUCAUGGAGAUGGGCCUUUUGGUGAGU
This is a messenger RNA of Suillus subaureus, 760 nucleotides long. RefSeq lists its product as uncharacterized. Bases 232 to 555 code for a protein of 107 amino acids. Lineage: Eukaryota; Fungi; Basidiomycota; Agaricomycetes; Boletales; Suillaceae. The transcript is spliced from 2 exons. The record is from RefSeq and is a predicted model, not a curated record.